Molecule: messenger RNA, 2465 nt
Organism: Lindgomyces ingoldianus
Lineage: Eukaryota; Fungi; Ascomycota; Dothideomycetes; Pleosporales; Lindgomycetaceae
Product: F-box/WD repeat-containing protein lin-23
Exons: 3
Coding region: 95-2278 (727 amino acids)
Molecular function (GO): protein binding
Source: RefSeq, a predicted model, not a curated record
AUCCUCCGCCAACAAGGCCCGCAGUCGGCAUAUCCGACGACCCCAAUCGUCUCACGCCUCACAGACCGCCUGCCCGUCACAUUAGCGACAAGACAUGUCGCCCUCGAUACAUCGCAGGCCCUCCAUCCUCACUCACCGUCCGAAGACGUCGUCGGCCGUCGACGACAAGCAAGAAGCGCUGGCCUUCGACAUGAAACGGACCGCCUCGCAGACUUUCACCUCCGAGGCCCACGAUGGACGGGACACCCCGAGGGCUCGCGGGCUGGGGAGCGUCGACGAGGGCCGGACCGUGCUAGCCUAUCCGUCGUCGCAACACUCGCAGCACUCGCACCAUUCGCACCAUUCGCACCAUUCGAACCAUUCGCACACCAGCUCCCUCUCGCGCGCCUCGCAGACGGUCGUGGGCGGCUGCAAGUACAUCUGUCGCAGACUGUCGACUUCGUCGGCGCGGCGGCCCUCAAUCGCUGGCUUGUUCGACAACCACAACCACGCUCCCCCCGCUAGGGACAAGCUCGGCGGCCUGGACGUACUUCUCCCGUCCGAUCGCUUAGUGCACCAGGACUCCGGCAUGCCGAGCGUGCAGCAGGAUCUCUCCGAGCCCCACGGCCAUUCAAGAUUUUCUGUGAAGCGCUGGGGAACAAUUCGCCAUCGCCGUCCUGCAACCUCGGGCCCAUCUGGUGACACUGCUCGCUUCAACCCCGGCCCGCCGCCGGUACCCACCAACUAUCCCAUUCCUCCUCCUGGCUCUGCGGCUCGUGCUGCAGCGGCGGCGGCCAACAACGAGCGGUUAUCGCUGCAACGGCGCGAGCAAGAACAGACGGCGCGCUUUCUCGCCGGCACGCUGAGCAUGGGCACCCACGAGGACGAUAUCAAGGACAACGAGAGUGGCAUUGGCAUGAACUGCUCGUCGCCAAUCCAGAGGACAGACAGCGCCGAGGAGAAGAAGUUUGAUCCUCUCAAGGUUUUGCCCGCGGAAAUUUCGUCCAUGAUUCUCUCGAAUCUGGAGGCACCCUCUCUCAUAGUUGCCGAACUUGUUUCCAAGGUGUGGAACGCGGCUGCUAACUCCCCACAUGUGUGGAGGAACGUGUUCCUGAACAAGUUCGAACCCAGAGUGCACGUGAACCCCACGCCAAUCAUGAUGGGUGGUGCAGGCUGUGGCAAGAUUCGCAACGGAAGGCCUGUCCCAGGGCAGGAUUGGAAGCAGAUGUACAAGGUUCGCAAGACCAUCAGUCGCAGGUGGACGGGCUGCUCACCCAGCGCAAUCUACCUGAACGGCCACACGGACUCGGUCUACUGCUGCCAAUUCGAUGAGAACAAAAUCAUCACAGGGUCGCGUGAUCGCACAAUCCGUGUCUGGGACAUGAAAACUUACAAGUGCCUCAAGGUGAUUGGCGGCCCGACCAACCGCCCUGUUCCAAACACACCUCACAGGCUCGAGGCGCACAAGGAGACGGUCGUCAACCACCCCUCCUUGAACGGCACUGUGGAGGGCAACAGCAUCUACUGCGUUCCGUCUGAUUACCAUGAGGCGUCGAUUCUCUGUCUGCAGUACGAUGACGAGAUUAUGGUGACGGGCUCUUCCGACCAUACCUGCAUUGUCUGGGACAUCACCGGUGAUGAAUAUGUUCCAAUGUACAGGUUGAAGGGCCAUAGCGCUGGGGUCUUAGAUGUUUGCCUGGACGACAAACACAUUAUUUCCUGCUCCAAGGACUCCUCAAUCAACGUUUGGGAUCGGGUUACCGGAAACCAUAUCCGCUAUCUCCAGGGCCACCGAGGUCCUGUCAAUGCCGUUCAGCUGCGUGGUAAUCUUCUCGUAUCUGCCUCGGGUGAUGGCAUAGCCAAGCUCUGGAACCUGGACUCUGGCAUGUGCGUUAAGGAGUUCCCGUCUCAAGACCGUGGUCUGGCCGCUGUCGAGUUCUCCGACGACGCCAAGUAUGUCCUUGCUGGGGGGAAUGACCAUGUGGUCUACAAAUUCGACGCGUUGACCGGCCAAUUGAUCCACACAUCGGUUCGCCACGGCGGUCUUGUCCGAUCGCUCUUCCUCGAUGCCCACAAUGGACGUGUUAUUUCCGGAUCUUAUGAUCAGAGCAUUAGGAUUGCUGACUAUGCAUCUGGAGAAGUCUUUGGGCUCUAUGAGAACUGGACCACGAGCUGGAUCCUUAGUGCCAAGAGCGAUUACCGGCGAGUCGUGGCAACCAGUCAGGAUGGCCGAGCCCUGAUCUUGGACUUUGGGUGGAAUGUUCUCGGCAAGGACUUACUGGUUGGUGCAAAGUGCUGAUGUGCUGUUGAGAUGGCCGAACACACAUUGAGGCGUGGUCUAUCCCUACAAGCCGGGAUCUUUCCCUUUGGCCAACAAGAUUCGGAUCGCGAGAAAGAUGGUCAGCUAGAAUGGAUGGAAGAGAAUAAGCAUGUGAUAAGAAGCCGUGAGUGUGGUAGAAAAAGCCGCGUAUCGAAGACAUAUCUGG